AUGCGCAUCGCAUUCCCACUACGCAUUGCGGCUCUGCUCGCCCUGCCUUUUGUUUCCGCUCAAGACAGUGCCAGCGCCUCAAUCAUAGCCCGCAAUACGAACACCAGCUGCCCCGAUAUAUCCCCCGGGCCAGUUAGUUUCAGCGAUGUAGCAGGCCUAUUCCCCCUCCAAGCCCACCCAGACCCAGUCGCAACAGAAUCUAUCCGCCAGACGCUAUCCCUCUAUGCCCUCGCCAUCGACGGCCGCAACUACGACAUCCUCCGAAAAGUCUUCACCACCGAUGCCCGCGCUAACUACUCGGAUCCCAUCGGCGUAUUAAACGGUGUCCAAGCCAUCAUCGACAACCUAGCACCCGGUCUAAGCACUUUCGUAUCUACCCAGCAUCAUCUUGGCACGCAGAUGAUUCAUAUUUGCGGUCCUAAAAGCGCUGUGUCUGUUACGUACUUUCAGGCUACGCAUUGGUUUACGCCGUAUACUGGCGUUCAGAACCCUGUGGAUAACAGUAAGGUUCUGAUUGAUAAGGCUCAGUAUCAGGAUACGUGGGCGAAGCAGAGGGAUGGUAGCUGGAAGAUCAUCAAUCGCAAUUUGGUGCGAAUGGGUCCUGCUACGUUAGACGGCGGCUUUCCGACUUCGUGA
Molecule: messenger RNA, 636 nt
Organism: Alternaria ethzedia
Lineage: Eukaryota; Fungi; Ascomycota; Dothideomycetes; Pleosporales; Pleosporaceae
Exons: 2
Coding region: 1-636 (211 amino acids)
Source: RefSeq, a predicted model, not a curated record